CGUAGGUUAUCCUGGCGGGUCUGUUCGACAUGCACCGGGCGGACCCCGAGGGCCGGGCGGGCCCGUGUAGCGAGCUGUCCCCCGAGGGCGUGGAGAGCCUCGAGGCCAUGCUGUUCGCCGUGGAGAACGUCAACGCCGGCGGGCUCGUGCCCGGAGUCACCUUCGGCGUGCAGGGUUACGACACGUGCGGCCGGGCGGACAUCGCCGUGAAGCGGUGCGUGGACUUCCUGUCGUCUGUCGGCAUGGACAACAUCGACCCUGAUGACUGCGAGAGCAAGGAGAAGAUAGUGCUCGGUGUUGUGGGUCCCAACCUGGACAGGGAGGCUGCGGAGGUGGCGCGCGUUCUCCGCGCGGUGCGGCUGCCUCAGAUCAGCCCCUCCGGUUCCAGGCUGUCGGCGUUCGAGAGGGACGGGCACUCCUUCUUCCUGCAGUCAGCACCGUCCGCGGGGUCAGCCGCACAGGGCGUCCUCCAGCUCGUUCAGAAGCUUGGAUGGACGUACGUGUCGCUGGUGUCGUCGGACGACAGUUUCGGCAACCAAGGCUCGCGGGCGUUCCGCGUGGCGGCAGAAGAGGCCGGCGUGUGCAUCGCCGUCUCCCAGAGGGUUCAGAACGACUCCACGGAAAACCUGCGGCGCACGUUCGACGAAAAGGUGAUCGACCGUCUCCUGAACAAAGCCGAAGACGGCGCCAGGGGCGUGGUGGUCUUCGCGACAGAGAACGUGCUGGACGCCCUGUUUUACGCGGCGGCGAGGAAAGGCGCGCGGCGGCUGCAGUGGAUCGUCACGGGGACGCCGCCGGAGAAGAUCCGGGCCGCCGAGUUGUUCUCAGCCGCUCGGGGGCUCAUCGUGGUCUCGCCGUCCCCGGACAUAGCGCAGAUCGACGUCUUCAAGCACAGCUUCGUGAACUUAGACCCGUACAGCAGGCAGGAGAACCCGUGGUUCCAGGAGUACUUCAUGGAGACCAAUCAGUGCGCGCUGGACAUGUUCUCUGACGAGUUAAGGUUCACGAAGUUCUCGGGCUACGAUCUGUGCGACAGGAAUUCCAAACGGGUGAUGGAGAGCACGCUAAAGGGCAGGGACACUGCCACUCUGGACCACAUAUCCUUCACCAUAGACGCUGUCUAUGCGUACGCCUUCGCGCUGAAGAAAGCGCACGAGAAGCGCUGCGGAGGAGCGCCCGGCAUCUGUAACGAGCUGCUCGAGUUUUCACAGAGAAAGAUGUUCCAGUUCCUGAAAGCCGUGAACUUCACGAACUUGGGCGGGAAGAAAAUCCAGUUCGACGGUCUCGGCAGCGCGAUUGGGAAGUUCAGCAUCUUCAACUACAGACCGACUGACAUGUCCAACAUCCGGGCCAGCACCUUUCAGUUUGACGUGGUGGGUACCUACAUGGAUGACCGGUUGAACCUCUCAGGAGAGGUAUCAGACCUUUUCAUGAACACCGACGACGGCCAGUCGGUUAGCUCGGCGUGUGAGGAGUCCUGUCAGGGCUGCCAGGUGCAGUCCAAGAACGCCAAGAACGACACCACCACGGACGGCUACGCCAAGCCCGAAAAAGCCAAGAUGGUCAUCCCAGCCCUCAUCCCGAUCCACGAGAGGGGCCCGACUCCCUUCACCUGCGGGACUAUCGACGAGAGCGGGGUGACGCAGGCAGAGGCGUUUCUCUACGCCUUGAACAAGAUAAACAAAGACGGCGCCAUCUUGCCGUCGGUUAAGCUGGAGGCAGUGAUCAUAGACACGUGCCAGAGCCCGCUGAAGGCCGCCCGGGACGUGGCGAACUAUCACAGCAGCAGGGACGGGAUGUCCGAUCCCAUGGUCGGGUACGUCAGCGGCGGGAGCCCCGAUAUUGUCGGCGACGUCGGGAACGUGCUGGACCAGUUUCAGAUCCCGCUGAUCAGCACGGGGCCCGUGGACAACAUGGGGAAGUACAACGUGUUGAGCAUGUCUCCCGCGGAGGACACUCAGAUCAAGGGACUGGUGAGCGUGUUAGACAAGCUUGGGUGGGCGUACGUGUCCGUGGUUGCGUCCGACCAGCACUACUGGAGGAAGAAGGCCAAAGUGUUCGAAGAAAUGGCGAACAAGUUCGGCAUCUGCAUCGCGGAGUUCUUGAUCCUGUCCCGCGGGAGCUCGCUCGCGCAGUUCGACUACGCCGUCAAGGUUCUCGCCAAGAGGGCCGGCGCGCGAGCCGUCAUCGUCUUCACGGAUAGGGACCACACCUGGGAGGUCGUCCGCGCCGCCAAACGACUCAACCUCGCCGGGGACUUCGUCUGGGUCGGCGGCCGGUCCAUAGAAGACCUCGCGUCGCGGUGGACGGAAUCGGGCAUCCGAAACGCCAUCGUGGUCACCCCACAGAAGGUCCAGACCCCCGGUUUCCAAUCACACUACGAGAACUUGAAUCCGAAAAACAACCGGAAGAACCCAUGGUUUAAAGAGUUCUGGGAAAGCCGCUUCCAGUGCUUCGUCGACGACGCAGCCGAGCACCAGAUGUGCUCGGGACACGAGAAGCUGGCGGGCACAUACAAGGAGGACUCGGUUCCCUGGUACACCAUCACCGCCGUCACCGCUCUGGCACACGGUCUUCAGAACGCGAUCAAAGGAGUCUGCGGGGCGACGAAGACCAUGUGCCCGCAGUGGACCAACCUGGUGGGCCGGGGGCAGAUGGUGUACCACACCACGCGGAACCUCACGGCCGUCAAGACCGAGCAGGGAGAGUUCUUCCGAUUCCGGUCGGACGGGACCGGUGACGUGGGGCUGGACAUCAUGAACCUGCAGAAAGUCAGGAGCAACACCAACAAGUUGGUGAAGGUCGGGGAAUGGCACCACACACUCAAACUGCAGCCGGAGGACCUGAAGUUUUACCGCGGCAACGGAAUCCAGCUGGCUCAGCCAAUCAAAUCCUUCUGCGACCAGGUCUGCCAAGAAUGUUUGACCCAAAACCUGACCGGACGUUUCACCGGGGAGCCGCCAGAAGCCAACCCGUUCGAAAACGUCAAGACGAUGUGGGGUGUGUCGGCCAUGAUCAUCUCAGCGCUUGGUACGGUCCUGGUCCUCGCCAUCUACUUUAAGGCGCAACUGCAGAAGCCCUUCCACAACAACAUCGCCUGGUCCCUGGGCCAUAUCCUGCUCCUGGGCAUCUUCAUGCUGUACCUGACGAGCUUCGUCUACGUGCUGGCCCCGACUGCGACCAUCUGCGGGAUUCGGAGGUUCGCGCUCGGGGUGAGCUACGUGGUCUGCCUGUCUGCUCUUCUCUCGCACGCCAUCUACGCCUGGAUCCGCGGCGUGCGAAAGGAAGAGUCGCCGUGCGAACUCGGGAUCGAGAAGAAGAUGCUCCUCCUGCUGGUGGCCCUCCUGGUGCUGGUGCAGGUGCUGCUGAACAUGGAGUGGUUGCUGGCUGAUCCUCCCAACGCCACUAUCCUCACGCAGGGGGAGUCCGCCACGUGGGUCUGUAACGCGCUCACGCACGAUCACCACCUCAUCUCCUUCAUCGUCUCCCUCCUGUACGCCAUGGUCCUCGUCCUGCUCACCACCCUGGCCACCACCAAGGCGUGGCUGGUCAACAGGAGCAGGGACACCCUCUGUGCGUGCGUGGCGGCCAUCUCAGCCAUCCCCAGCUGGCUCCUGUGGCUGGCCAUCUACACCAAAGCCGACAUCCACACCAGGGACAUUGUCAUCUGCUACAGCGCGUCCUUCAACGCGACCCUGUAUCUCAUGGUCAUCUUCCUGCCCAAGCUGAAGGUGAUCCAGAGCCACUGUUGCAAGAGUCAGAAGGAGAACGGCGCGGUGGACAUCAGGAGGUACCGGGAAACCCUGUGGAUAUCUGCCAACGGUCACGUCAACGGGUUCGCGCCUAAAGGUACGAGACAAGCAAGAGACACAGACAACAGUGACUACGACUGUCCAGACCCGGAGGAUGGAAAGCUAUAGACAAGAUACAACAUUAAGCCCUAAACCGUGCCACAAC
Molecule: messenger RNA, 3957 nt
Organism: Branchiostoma belcheri (Belcher's lancelet)
Lineage: Eukaryota; Metazoa; Chordata; Leptocardii; Amphioxiformes; Branchiostomatidae
Product: metabotropic glutamate receptor 3-like
Exons: 8
Coding region: 30-3920 (1296 amino acids)
Biological process (GO): regulation of synaptic transmission, glutamatergic; G protein-coupled glutamate receptor signaling pathway
Cellular component (GO): membrane
Molecular function (GO): group II metabotropic glutamate receptor activity
Source: RefSeq, a predicted model, not a curated record